AUGAACUCCACCACCGAGUCCUCUGCAAUCUCUGCCAGCGACGUCCCCAUCACCGAGCCCGAAACAGCACUCGUUCACUCGGAUAGCGUACCUGACUUGACCGCGGACCACAACCUCGAGCUCGCCCUCGAUCUCGCCUCGUACCCGGCGUCUCACUUCUGGGAUGCGUCGACCAUGGCCCCGCUCAAUGCAGUCUCGGCGGCCGGCCUCGCUCGCUUGCGCGCCUACCACCCUCCUGCCUUCCCAACCUGGGACCGUCUACCCGUGAGCCGGCGAGCAGCGGUGCUAAUCCUGCUCUUUGCGGAUCGGAUGGGCGACCUGCGCGUCGUAAUUACCAUGCGCGCGGCGAGCCUGCGGAACUUCUCGGGCCAUGCCGCGUUUCCGGGCGGUAAGGCGGACUCGUUGGCGGAAAGUCCUUACCAAAUCGCCCGCCGCGAAGCCUGGGAAGAAAUCGGGCUACCGAUGGACGACACCAAGAUCCCUAAGCCCUUCCGGAUCGAACCGCUCUGCAGCUUACCCUGCAGUCUAGCGAAGACCGAGCUUUCCGUUCGGCCCUGUGUCGCUUUUCUCCAUGCCGACAAUAUGCCCGGGAAGCCGGAGUUACUGGUCGACGAAGCUAUGAUACCCCGGUUAGACGCAAAGGAAGUGGCGGCUGUUUUCUCGGCGCCACUACACAACUUUUUGAAGUCAACGGAUGAGCGCACGGAAGAUGAGACGGUAGCCGAGGGACACUGGUACGAUGGGCGGUGGACGAAUUGGCACGAUUCUCCGUGGCGGGUGCAUAAUUUCCAUGUGCCGGUGAAUAACCAGCGGGUGGUGAAGCCGAGGGUGAGGGAAGGGGGCCAGGCGGCGUUAGCGGAGGAGUUGGAGGAAGACGGUGUGCCGCAACGCUUCCUAGUAUGGGGGUUGACAGGCAGGAUGCUGGUUGAUACUGCAAGGAUCGCGUACGGAGAAGAGCCCGAGUUCGAGCAUAAUUCUCACUACGGCGAUGAGGAGAUCAUAGCCCGGUUAGAAGAGGAAGGACGUCUACCAGAGAAGAAGAAACGAGAGGUUGGACUCGAUGCGAUUAAAGAAGACGUCAAGGAUGCCAAGAUGUAG
Molecule: messenger RNA, 1098 nt
Organism: Pseudomassariella vexata
Lineage: Eukaryota; Fungi; Ascomycota; Sordariomycetes; Amphisphaeriales; Pseudomassariaceae
Exons: 3
Coding region: 1-1098 (365 amino acids)
Biological process (GO): coenzyme A catabolic process
Molecular function (GO): coenzyme A diphosphatase activity; acetyl-CoA hydrolase activity
Source: RefSeq, a predicted model, not a curated record